Molecule: messenger RNA, 2905 nt
Organism: Helicoverpa zea (corn earworm)
Lineage: Eukaryota; Metazoa; Arthropoda; Insecta; Lepidoptera; Noctuidae
Gene: Rab21
Product: ras-related protein Rab-21
Exons: 4
Coding region: 303-935 (210 amino acids)
Biological process (GO): Rab protein signal transduction
Molecular function (GO): GTPase activity; GTP binding
Source: RefSeq, a predicted model, not a curated record
UGUCAAAUUCGAUCAAAAUUACAAAACUGAAGUGACAUUAUAAACUUGUUGAAAAAUACGAUUUGAAUAAAUUGUGUAUUACUUGAAAAGUCCCAUCACUAAGCGAUUCAACGUGGUUUAUAGAAACAACAUUGAAAUUAUUUCUAAUAGAAAAAAAAUAAGUGUUUGUUUGUUUGUGAUGUAAAUUAAUAUAUUGCUUGCGUAUGUGUACAAACCUAUUACGUAUUUCUUGCGACAGCUACAAUUUAAUUUGCUUGCGUUCAACUUUUCAAGGUUUCUCAAAGAGCUAAUAGAUUAUAAUAAUGGCUACCGCGGCAAGCGGGACUCACAAUUUCAAAGUAGUUUUACUAGGAGAGGGAUGUGUUGGAAAGACUUCUCUGUUACUGCGAUACAUUGAAGACAAGUUCAACGACAAACAUCUAACUACGCUGCAGGCCACCUUUUUAAACAAGAGACUAAAUAUUAAUGGUAAGCGUGUUAAUCUCUCCAUUUGGGAUACAGCCGGUCAAGAAAAAUUCCAUGCACUGGGUCCCAUAUACUACCGCAAUUCUAAUGGAGCUAUCCUUGUGUAUGACAUUACUGACGAAGAUUCCUUUGGAAAGGUUAAAAACUGGGUGAAGGAAUUGAAAAAGAUGUUAGGCUCUGACAUUGUCCUGACAAUUGCUGGAAAUAAAAUAGACUUGGAACAUGAAAGGACAGUUCCCCUCGAAGAAGCUGAGAGCUAUGCCAACAUGGUUGGUGCUCAACAUUUCUACACAUCAGCUAAACUGAACCAAGGAGUGGAGGAGCUCUUUUUCAAUCUGACAAGAACUAUGAUUGAGAGGCACGAGCAGAACGCUCAAACAGACGUAAACAGAACAUCUCAAGUGUUGGUGGUAGACGACGAAGCAGUUCCCGCCCAGACAUCUUGCUGCUCAGGAAACAGAAGUCAAUGAAUGUCUCCAAAAUAUCUGUUUUAAAUUACUCUUGAUCAGGUUCAGAAAUUUAUUGACUAUUACCAAAUGAGGCCAUUUUCAGUCUAUUUUCAAACCAGCAAGACAGAUUCUAUAUUUCAAACAUAGUAGAAUAACAAAUUUAAAACAAAGCUGAUACCGCCAUGUGGCUCUAAAGCCAGUUUUUAUGUUAUGACCAUAUUCAUGGAAUGUUAAACUGCCAUGUGGUUUUAUCAUGGCCUACAGAUCAACCUCAUUAUGUAAUAAGGAAGUGGCUGUAUGAUGUCAGAUCUAUGUAAUGUAAUUCUAUGUAAAAAUGUAAAAUAUUAUAACUUGCAUAUAUUUAUUUUGAAUACAAAAUGUAGCUACUUUUCCAUUUUUCUUUUUUCGAUGAAUUCAUAAAUAUGUUCCAUAGUUUAUUAUCAUUAAGAAUGGUGCACACUGAUGAGAUAUCUACAUUGUUUAAUAUUAUAGAUUAUUUUACAUAAGAGUGAAGCUAGAAUGCACAUUUUAUGAAUUUGUAAAAAUAUCUUUUACUAUGUGAUAAAUAAAAGCUAUGUCAAAUGUAUUAUCUAUUCAUUAAAACGCUUUUAUUGGACAUUAUUUGUAGACUUACAUGUUAUUGUAAUAGUUAAGGUUAGGGCAAAUUCACUUUUUCUGUCUCUGAACUGUUUUCAAACUGAUUUAUUCGAUCAAAUAAAACAUUAUAAGAUAUUUUUGUGGAAUCUAAAUUGUAACUGUUGAUAAGGUUAAUAUAUAAUCGCAUUUAUCCAAUGUAUAUGUGGCUCAAUAGAAAUUAAAUAUCUUAGAAUCCUUCGUACAACCUGAGGAAUUGACGUUGGUUUUAGUUAAACAAACAACUCUAAUGCUUUAAUUAUCUUCAUUUGAUUAGAUGAAUAAUUUUUAUUUUUUGAUGUUAUUGUUUUUAAGUCAUUAAAUUAAUGAUACGUCAUGUCUUUCUUAUUAUGAGGGCAUAGUGUGAUUAGAACUGUGCCAGAUACCUUUACGUAACUUAUGAGUGUCAAGUCUGAUGAGCCUGAGACAAAAUACAUCAUAUGUUUUUACCUACCAAUAUUUAAUAUUAUAUUUGGGAAAAUCAAGUCAAUACUUACUUUACAAGUUUGUAGUCAAGAUUAUAGGCAUACUUUUAAAUUAAUUUACUUAAAUCUUCCUCUGCACGUUAAAAUUCGUUCUGAUUCCGAUUCGAAUAUUUCUUAUUUUGAUAAAUAUUACUUUUUCUCUUUUGGCUACUUGUUGGUCUCAUAUUUUGUGUGUAACACUUAUCAAGUAUCUUGGUGCAAUUUUGCUGUCGAGUACCUAUUUGAUAAAAUAUGUUAAAAGGAUUAUGCUUAUCUAUUAACUGAAUAUGGGUAUAAUAUCUUUAGGUAAAACAUUCAUUUGAGCAAGCUAUUUAUUAAGUGUAGUUUCAAGUGAUCAUUUAGAAUUCUAUUUGAGAUAGACAACACACGACCCUCUACCCUCAGACUACCCUCUGUAAGUACUAGAUACACAAGCUUCCUUAGCCCGAUGUUUCACCUUUUCUGUGCAACUUGGUGACUAACAAAAUCUCUUUUACGCAAACUUUUCCUGAAAACUGAACCCGUCUCCUGUUGACGCACAGCAGAUUCUAUGUAUACAGGACUGUCUCUUGAAGAGGCUCCUCUAUUUUACAGGUUAAUAUAGUUUAUACCGAGUUUAUGAGUGUUAGCUAUCCUGUUGUCUUUAUAUAGCGUUAAUGUAUACAUUUCUAGUUGUCGUUUCUGGAAUGGAUGAAUACAAAAAAUAAAACACUAUGUUUUUGUUAACGAUAUUCUAAUAUCCACUACUAGUAUAACUGUGACUAAAACGAUAACAACAAACUACAUAGCAUAAGCUAAACAGUUUUCGCUGAAAAUAAACAUAUUUGGUUUAAAACAAUGGCGCACUACAUUUUUCUCUCUUUCAUUGCAAUAAAGUUUUCAAGAAUUUGCCAA